UACAUUACCGACAGUUCAUUGACAACUGGACUAAUGUCACCAAAUGUCAAAAUAAUGCGAAAUAACGUGAAUUUUCUAAACAAAAACAAUAUUUAAGUUUUGUACCCCCAUCAAGUUGAAAACUGACCCGAAAUGACCACCAAGUGCACCAUUUUCGUUUUCAUUGUCUUAUCCGUCACUACCACUCUAACACAAAGCAGCGACAUAACCCCCUUAGUUUUUGGUACAUUAACCGAUGGCAUGCCCGCCGCAUUUGGAGAUUUUAAUUCCGACGAACUAACCGACGUUUUCGUCCUUCGAAAUGGUGGAAAAACCGUUGAGAUUUUGUUAGCACAUGAGGAAGAACCGAUACUGCGAGUGGCCAAGCCUAGCUUGUCUUGCACCUUUGAAAAUAAACUAAUCACAAGUGUGGUGCCUGGAGACUUUGAUGGGGACGCCUUCAUGGACGUUAUGGUCACUCUUGUAUACAGAGGAAAAGAAAACGAGCAUUUUCCACACACUUAUGCUCAUAUUAUCUGGGGUGGGGCAAGCCAUUUGAAUUGCAGUAAUGAAAGAAAAGCGAUUCCCAUGAUCGGACAGCCGCUGGCGCUUGACUAUAAUCAGGAUAUGAUUGUUGAUUUGUUUGGGCAGGAUACGGAUGGAACUAGGGUGUUUUGGGUUUUUAAUAACACAAGGAAUCCACCUGAGAGGAUCCCCAUGGAGGAUAAUAUGCGCAGGACGGAGUUGAGCAGACCCCACGCUCAUGCUUUUAUCGAUUUAAAUGAGGACUAUAUGGCCGAUUUGUUCAUAACAACAAAAGAGGAUUUUGAAAUUUGGCUAGGAAGCGAACAUAAGGGCAAAUUUAUCUACAAGAAAAGCAUCCAACAUCCAAAAGGGGCGAAAGUAAUUGGCCAAUCACUCUUCAUGGAUGUUGAACUCAAAGGUCAAAUGGAUUUAGUGACUCCAAUUUGUUUCGACGACAAUUGCCAAAAUAGCGCACUUUUGGUCUACAGCAACGGCGAGUGGCACAACUUGCAAGUGAAUUUCAAAGACGAUUAUGGGGCCACAUGGGGCUUUGCUCUCAAACCUGGCAGUAAAUACACCGAUACUAUCACUUUGCACAGUGGUGAUUUUAACAUGGACGGAUAUCCGGAUAUUUUGGCCACUUUAAGCCCCAAUAAUCCGGAGCAUCCCCAAUCAUUUUUGUUAGAGAAUGUCCCCUGUAUGACCAGUUGUGGUAAAUUUAAACGUUCAUACAACGUAAGAUGGAACAUUUUGAAUUCGUUUAAAAAUGGCACUGCAAUGGCUGCUUUUUUUGACUUUUACCAAGACGGUAUUUUGGACGUGAUUUUGGUCUCUUACCAUAAUAAAGAAUACAAAGCUGCGGCUUUCAAAAAUAGUCUAGAUUACGACGCGAAUUUUAUCAAAGUCAUGGUUUUGACCGGACUUUCGAAUAAGAACAAUGAAAUGAUUAUGGGGCGAGUAGGGAAGAAAAGACGCACUUACGGUACUAAUUUACCCGGUCCUUUGAUUUCUUACAAGACAACAACACAGGAAGGUUAUACACGACAUGGUGCUUCAGCUCAGAUACCUCAAUCAGCCCACUUUAGUCUCAAUUUGCCAUACACUAUUUUUGGUUUAGGGAGAACACCAAACUUUGUUGAUUCUUUGACAGUAGGUUUAUCAAACCAUUCAAGAUCGUGGAAUCAAAUUAUACCAAAUUCCCAAAUGGUAGUAAUACCAUGGCCUGCAAAUGAACCAUCACGAUGGAAAGCACAAUUAUUCGUGACUCCUAGUAAGCUAAUUUUAAUGUCUGUAGCGGCAUUAACCGGCAUUUGUGGUAUCAUAACUGUGAUAAUUGGAGUCUUGCAUUGGAAAGAGAGGCAAGAGGAUAAGAAAGAGCGGCUUUCCGAGUCUCAUCGUUUUCAUUUUGAUGCUAUGUAAUUAAUUGUUUUAAUUUAUUUUACUUUUUUAAUUUAAUAAAGUGUUAGUUGUUUAAAAUUC
Messenger RNA from Tribolium madens (black flour beetle), 1983 nucleotides. Its product is annotated as T-cell immunomodulatory protein. The record is from RefSeq and is a predicted model, not a curated record. The coding region runs from base 133 to 1923 and encodes 596 amino acids. The transcript has 2 exons. NCBI's taxonomy places the organism in Eukaryota, Metazoa, Arthropoda, Insecta, Coleoptera, Tenebrionidae. Gene Ontology annotation, cellular component: plasma membrane.